Molecule: messenger RNA, 420 nt
Organism: Cylicostephanus goldi
Lineage: Eukaryota; Metazoa; Nematoda; Chromadorea; Rhabditida; Strongylidae
Source: the annotation of a GenBank genome assembly
CUGUGUUCGCAGCAGACUUUCCCCUUUCUAGACGUGAAGCCCUCCUCAUCGAACUUCUCGGUGAAGCAAUCUCCAUCAUCCACAUCGAUCAAACCCAGCCCAUCUGUAAAACAAUCACUCUCUUCAGCAUCUGUGGCUACACCAACGACGCUUUCUAAUGGAACAACAGGAAAGGGGCUUGUUGAUAAGGAGCUGAUCGACAAGGAGAAGGAACGAGCAGAUCGGGCCAUGGCACAGACGCGAAAGCUGUUGAACUUCUUUGUGAAACAACCUGAUGAUGUGGUGACUUACGAGAACUGCUUCGAAAUGAAGGACAAACUGCUAGGGAUGCUCAAUGCAGAUCCGGAAGAAGACGGUGAAGAAGUGGAGACACGAGAAGAAGGAGUGUAUGUUUCCGAUGGUGCAGCUGAAUCUCAUUAA